Molecule: messenger RNA, 3924 nt
Organism: Phalaenopsis equestris
Lineage: Eukaryota; Viridiplantae; Streptophyta; Magnoliopsida; Asparagales; Orchidaceae
Product: tRNA ligase 1
Exons: 28
Biological process (GO): tRNA splicing, via endonucleolytic cleavage and ligation
Molecular function (GO): RNA ligase (ATP) activity
Source: RefSeq, a predicted model, not a curated record
CAGCACAUUCUCCCGUGGGAGCAGCGCCGAAUGCAGACCAAGUCCUGUGGUUUCUCGUGCCCUUAAUCGAGCGCCACGACCUCUCCGCUUCUGCUUACCGUCCGCUCUGGAUGCCUUCACCCCAUCACCGCCUCCUUUUCAGAAUCUUCAGCUCACUCCCCUCCCUUAAUACCUCGCCAUCCUCCUUCCUCUUCCCCAGUCGUCUCCAUUUUCGCGUACCAACUCCUCUCCAUCUGGCCACAUCUACUUCAUCUCCUUGCUUCAUUUCCUCCAUCAGAACGAACGACAUGCCUUUCAAGCACCGCGGCGGCCACGCGGCAGGGGAACGGCGGCACUGGAAAGAGAAACCUCGUGCUGUCUCCGUCAGCAACGUUACGGAAAAUAUCGGCAACCUGAGAAUCGCCGAUCACUCGGGUCCUAAUAACAAGGGUACCGGUGCUAGCGGUAGCUCUUCUGCGUUGCAGUUUGGGACGAGGUCGGCGAUGCCUGCCAAUUCGAUCGCAAAGGGACGGCAACAUGCUGUUUGGUUGCCGAAGACUUACGCGACAGCGUCGGAGGUUGUGGCAUCCGCUGCGCCUUCUGCGGCGCCUUUGAGUACGGAGAAGGAAACUGAGGUGGGUUCUGCGGGGAGUUUGUCUAGGUUGUUUCAAGGCCAGUUGGAUGAAAACUUUGUGAUCGACAACAAUACGUUCUCCAGGUCUCAGAUACGGGCGACGUUCUAUCCAAAAUUUGAGAAUGAGAAGUCGGAUCAAGAGAUUAGGGCAAAAAUGAUAGAUAUGGUAACCCAUGGCAUAGCUACGGUAGAGGUAUCACUUAAGCACUCGGGAUCUCUAUUUAUGUAUGCUGGUCAUCUGGGUGGAGCAUAUGCAAAAAAUAGCUUUGGAAACAUAUACACUGCAGUUGGUGUUUUUGUGCUGGCUCGGACAUUCCAAGAGGCAUGGGGUACUAUGGCAAUAAAAAAACAAGCAGAGUUUAAUGAUUUUUUAGAGGAAAAUCGAAUGUGUAUAUCCAUGGAACUGGUUACUGCAGUAUUGGGGGACCACGGUCAACGACCUAUUGAUGACUAUGUUGUUGUGACAGCUGUAACCGAAUUGGGACAUGGCAAACCAAAAUUUUUCUCCACCCCAGAAAUUAUCGCAUUUUGCCGCAAGUGGCGCUUACCAACAAAUCAUGUUUGGCUUUUCUCUUCAAGGAAAUCUGUCGCAUCCUUCUUUGCCGCCUAUGAUGCAUUAUGUGAAGAGGGAACUGCCACUCCAGUCUGUAAGGCUCUUGAUGAUAUUGCUGACAUAUCUGCGCCAGGGUCAAAAGAUCAUAUAAAAUCUCAGGGUGAAAUAUUGGAGGGCUUGGUUGCUCGUGUCGUCAGCCAUGAUAGCUCUGAACAGAUGAACAAAGUUCUAAAAGAGUACCCCCCUCCAUCCGUGGAUGGACUUGGCCAUGACUUGGGACCAAGCUUGCGUGAAGUUUGUGCUGCUAAUAGGGCUGACGAGAAGCAGCAAAUAAAAGCACUGCUCCAAGGUGCAGGAACUUCAAUGUGUCCAGACCAGUCCGACUGGUUUGGUGAUGGUGUUGGCGCUCAUUCUCGAAGUGCUGAUCGAUCUGUACUUUCUAAAUUUUUACAAGCUCAUCCUGCGGACUAUUCAACCAUAAAAUUACAGGAAAUGAUACGCUUGAUGAGGCAAAGACAUUUCCCUGCUGCAUUUAAGUGUUACCAUAACUUACACAAGAUAGAUUCCAUAUCAAAGGAUCAUCUUUACUAUAAGAUGGUCAUCCAUGUGCACAGUGAUUCCGCCUUUCGAAGAUAUCAGCAGGAAAUGAGGCGGAACCGAGGUUUAUGGCCCCUUUAUAGAGGUUUUUUUGUCGACAUUGAUUUAUUUAAAUUACAGAAGGAUAUGGCUUCUGAACUAGCAAAGGAGAGCACUGCUCUGGUAAAGAAUUUGACUAGUAGUUGUGCUUCAAAAAUAGAAACAGAUGGUCUAGCUGAUGAGGAUGAAAAUUUGAUGAUCAAAUUGAAAUUUCUCACAUACAAGAUUCGCACCUUUUUGAUUCGCAAUGGCUUAUCUAUACUUUUCAAAGAUGGCCCAUCAGCUUACAAGACAUACUACUUAAGGCAAAUGAAGAUUUGGGGAACAUCAGCUGGAAAACAGAGAGAGCUGAGUAAAAUGCUUGAUGAAUGGGCAGUUUAUAUUCGACGGAAAUUUGGGCACCGUCAGUUGUCAUCGUCAACCUAUCUUUCUGAAGCUGAACUUUUUCUUGAAAAGUAUGCCAUGCGCAGUCCACAAAACCAGGCUUUGGUAGGAUCUGCUGGAAAUCUUGUCAGGGUUGAGAAUUUUCAGGCUAUCAUUGAAGGAGUUAGAGAUGAAGAGGGCGAUCUUCAUCCUGAUGAAGAUUCAGCCCCUAGUAGUCCCACAACCGCUAAUUUAGACAUGGUUAAAAAAGAUGAGGGUCUUAUUGUGUUCUUCCCCGGAAUUUCAUGAUGCGCUGCAUUCAAAUCUGCUUUGUGCAAAGAAAUAUUAAAAACUCCCAGCAUAUUCGGAGACAAUCGUCCGGUGCAUAGUUUGAUGGGUGAUAUGAUCAAAGGACGAUAUUGGCCCAAGGUAGCUGAAGAGCGCAAGAAGAAACCUUAUACUAUAACCCUUGCUGACAAAAAUGCACCCAAUGAAGAAGUGUGGAGACAGAUUGAGGACAUGUGUCGGAGUACAAAAGCCUCUGCUAUUCCUGUUGUUCCUGACUCUGAAGGAACCGAUUCAAAUCCAUUUUCUCUCGACGCUCCUGCUGUUUUCAUAUUUCGAGUACUCCAGCGAGUCAAUCAUCCGGGAAAUCUGGACAAGUCAUCUCCAAAUGCUGGCUAUGUCCUGUUGAUGUUUUACCACCUUUAUGAUGGCAAGAACCGAAAAGAAUUCGAAAGUGAAUUGAUUGAAAGAUUCGGUGCUCUUGUCAAGAUGCCUUUAUUGAAAUCUGACAGGCAACCUCUACCUGAUUCUGUGCGGAGUGUACUUGAGGAAGGCUUAAAUCUCUACAGGCUUCACACAAACAGGCAUGGAAGGGCGGAACCGGGCAAAGGCUCAUAUGCAAAGGAAUGGGUGCAAUGGGAAAAGCGUCUGCGAGAGGUUUUGUUCAGAAAUGCCGAUUAUCUCAACUUUAUCCAGAUUCCAUUUGACUUGGCCGUCAAGCAAGUCACAGAACAACUCAAAGAUGUCGUAAAAGGUGGAAUUAGAACUCCAGAAUCUGAAAAGAGGAGAUUCGGCAACCUUGUUUUUGCAGCUGUCACACUCCCCGUGCUUGAGAUCAGAAGUCUAUUGGAGAAGUUGGCCAAUAAAGAAUCUGAAGUUCAAGCAUUCCUUAAAGGCAAAGAAUUGGAGAAAAGUCUAACCAAGGCUCAUGUAACCCUGGCUCACAAAAGGAGUCAUGGGGUGACAGCCGUUGCUAGUUAUGGUGUUCACCACCAUAAGAAAGUCCCAGUCGAGUUCGUCGCAUUGCUAUUUUCUGAUAAUUUGGCUGCUUUUGAAGCACGAAUAGGAUCCAUCGAAGGUGAAAAGAUAAGCUCUAAAAAUGAAUGGCCCCACACUACAAUCUGGACUGCAGCAGGAGCUUCAGCUAAGGAUGCAAAUAUGUUACCACAAUUACAUUCUGAAGGCAAAGCAAAGAGGAUAGAAAUUGAUCCACCUCUUACAGUGGAUGGUGUGUUGGAUUUCUAUUGAGGUUAGUUAAGGCUCUUAUUUAUUCUUCCUUGACAAAAAGGGGUGAUUUUGUUAAAAAAAAUUAUAAAAAAAACAGAAAAAUUUUGGAAGAAAUGCUGAUUUGGUGAGUAAUUGAGUCUCCAGGAAUGUUCAUUUGUGGGUAGAAAUUUUUGCUCGGAGUAUUUAUGUUGUUAUGGUGCUAAACUAAUUAUAGUUGUAUUUUGAUUUUUUUUUAGACUGGUAAUGC